Messenger RNA from Nezara viridula (southern green stink bug), 667 nucleotides. The record is from the annotation of a GenBank genome assembly. Lineage: Eukaryota; Metazoa; Arthropoda; Insecta; Hemiptera; Pentatomidae.
GUUUCAGUUUAUUAUAAUAACAGUCGGGUUGUUCAAACCAAGCUGUAAGUUGUUUUGAUGCCAUUAAAUUUAAUUAUCCCUCUUUAAAAUUAUACGGAAUCCUUCGGCAGUAUUACAGUUUAUAGGCAGUUCAGGUGUAUACAGAAUGCAUCGUUGAUAUGUUUCGUUAUUCAAAUGAGAACUAUUAAAGGAAACUAAAGCCUAUUAACUGUAGCAACCUCGAACUUUAACGACUUUUCCUCCCAAGGGUGACGCCUGGUUAUCAGGCUCGCAGUACGUAGGCUAUAUAGCAACUGAUGGGGUAACCAACGGUAGUCUUCUGCCUUAACACGGUGACAGGUAGCAGUUACAUUUCCAUGAGCUGUGAAGUUGUGAAAUAGGAGCAGGGAUGCAGUCUAUAUCGAAACUAUUACUGUUGAUAUCAGCAAUUUGUGUUGUAACGGUCUUCAGUUGUAAGGGCAGUCAAAGUGGAUCGAAUGCCGUUCAGAAUUCAAGGGAUAAACCUUCGCCAGUACUGAUAGUCCCUCUCAAUCAAGGACUUCCCUCCCCAAAGAAGCACUACAGAAAAAAGAGGUACGCUGAUGACGACGAUGAUGACAAAGCCGAAGAGAUCCGUGACAGGGUAACUAAGAGAUUUGGCUGAGGUGAAGACUCGCUUAUAUCUAAC